AUGAAUAAAUUGAGUUAUCAACCUCUAGGUUUUGUUUUGAAAUUUGAUCCACCAAUAAUUGGAUUAUUAUAUCAUCCAAUAGAGAAUAAGAAAGUGAAUAAGAAAAAGAAGAAGUGUUACGCUAUUCAUUUGAAUAAUCUAAUAUUUUUGGUUGAACCUGAAGAUAUUGUAGAAGCAUUGUUUAAUGAACAUUAAGAAUUCUUAGAUCCUGAUGUUGUAAAACCAUAAUAAGUACAUCUGAUAAUUUAAUAAGGUGUAUAAAUUAGUGUUGCGAUUAGUUGCAUAUAGAGAUCAUUAGUUAAGAAAUAUGUAAGAAAUGGGUGAAGAUAUGGGUAUUACUAUUAUAUCAUAUUUAAGGCGAUGGUUAUUAUGAAGAAGAAGAAGAAGAAAUGCCUGCACCUUAACCUAAAGGGAAAGGAGCAAAAGCUUAAGCAUAAUAACGAAGAACUAAUGAUAAUAAUAGAUCAUUUUGAUUUCUUAUAUUAUAA
Molecule: messenger RNA, 488 nt
Organism: Paramecium sonneborni
Lineage: Eukaryota; Ciliophora; Oligohymenophorea; Peniculida; Parameciidae
Source: the annotation of a GenBank genome assembly